AAAUCCAUCCCUCCCUCCCCCCCCUCAAAACACAUCAUCAAAAAAAAUUUAAAAAAAAAUCAGAAAUCAUCUUCGUUUCCUGUUCCUCACCCGAUCACGAGGAAACCACUCCCUUCUGUCCGUCCUGUCUUUCUUCUCAGGUCCAAAGUCCCAUCUCCAUUAAUCCACACGGCGUUCCCAUCUUCCCCCCAACCCCCCCUUUUCAUUACUUUCCCCUUCCUUCCUUCCUCUCCAACCCAUUUCUCAUCUCUCUUCCUAUCGUUCAUACCAUACCCUGCAGUCAAAUCCUUUCUCUGUGUGUUGGCGACGAUGAACUGCUUCUCCUUCAAGGGGAGAUCGAAGUCGAAGCAGAAGUCAGAGUCGGCCCCGGAGCUUGAUCGGCGGGACGGCCUUCCUGGGACCUCGGGGGCAUCCGACCGGACGGUGAAGUCCCUGGGCUCGCAGCCUUCGACCCCCAGGAGCAUACCGGAGCUGUACAAGGAGAAGGAGCACAUGCUCAGAGUCUUCUCGUACGAUGAGCUGCGGGAGGCCACUUGCGGGUUCAGCCGGAUGCUGAAGAUCGGGCAAGGCGGCUUCGGGAGCGUCUACAAAGGCACUGUGAAGCCCAUUAGCGGCAAAGGCGAGCCUCUCACCGUCGCCAUCAAGAAGCUCAACAGCAAGAGCUUGCAGGGCUAUAAGGAAUGGAUGUCGGAAGUUCAGUUCCUCGGCGUUGUAAGCCAUCCCAACCUCGUGAAGCUCCUGGGCUACUCCUCCAUGGAGGGCGAGAGAGGGAUCCAACUCCUCUUGGUUUACGAGUACAUGGCUAAUCGGAGCUUAGACGAUCAUCUCUUCAGUAGAACACAGCCUCCCAUGCCAUGGAAAACCAGGCUAGAGAUCGUUCUAGGAGCUGCACAGGGAUUGGCUUACCUUCAUGACGGGAUGGAAGUCAAGAUAAUAUUCCGAGAUUUUAAAUCGUCCAAUGUGCUUUUGGACGAGAACUUUAAAGCAAAGCUGUCUGAUUUCGGGCUGGCGAGGGAAGGCCCAACGGGCGAUCAUACUCACGUCACAACAAGGAUUGUCGGGACUUAUGGGUACGCCGCACCAGAAUACGUUGAGACGGGCCACCUCACAAUCCACAGUGAUAUAUGGACCUUCGGGGUCGUCCUCUACGAAAUUCUCACGGGGAGGCGAGCGGUGGAAAGAAACAGACCCGCGAAUGAGCAAAAACUCCUGGACUGGGUGAAAGGUUUCCCAGUCGACAGCCGGAAGUUCACAAUGAUUAUCGACCCGAAACUCAGGAAUCAUUACCCUCUCGCCUCUGCUCGAAAAGUCGCUAAGCUAGCGGAGAUGUGCCUGAACAAGAACCCGAAGGAUAGACCGACAAUGGGUCAGAUCGUGUCGGUCUUGAAAGACGCGAUUAGGGACAGUGAAGGGGCCAGCAGUUCCAGCAGUGGGAAUGUUGGGUCAUCAUCGAGAAGUAAGACAGGCAGUCCAAGUACAGGAAAGAAAAUUGUUAGCUACUAGGAUCCCAAAAAGAAGUGGGCAAUCCGAUAAGUCGCCGGAAUCGGUUAUGAUGCAUUCAUAUCGAUGAAACAGAUUAAAGUACGAGAGUUGUGAAUUUCCCGAGCCUGUGAUUAUUUGAUUUUGUCCGAGUCCGAGAUUAAAUUGUUAAAGAGAAUUUGUUAGGAGGUGCAUGGUCUGUGGGAGUGGGAUGUCUGCAAAUCAGUCUGUACAUAGCAGUUGGAAGAGAAGAACUUUGAGAAUAAAGAGCUUCUUUUUAUUUAUUUAUUUAUUUAUUUCAGUUUCACAGAUGAUUUGAGGUACCAUUUAUACAUAAAUUAAAAUUAGUGUUCCUAUG
Messenger RNA from Punica granatum (pomegranate), 1837 nucleotides. The record is from RefSeq and is a predicted model, not a curated record. NCBI's taxonomy places the organism in Eukaryota, Viridiplantae, Streptophyta, Magnoliopsida, Myrtales, Lythraceae.